Messenger RNA from Oncorhynchus nerka (sockeye salmon), 2259 nucleotides. Its product is annotated as tumor necrosis factor receptor superfamily member 5-like. Gene Ontology annotation, biological process: apoptotic process; CD40 signaling pathway; TRIF-dependent toll-like receptor signaling pathway. Bases 206 to 1201 code for a protein of 331 amino acids. The record is from RefSeq and is a predicted model, not a curated record. Gene Ontology annotation, cellular component: CD40 receptor complex; external side of plasma membrane; membrane. The transcript is spliced from 9 exons. Lineage: Eukaryota; Metazoa; Chordata; Actinopteri; Salmoniformes; Salmonidae. Gene Ontology annotation, molecular function: antigen binding; transmembrane signaling receptor activity; CD154 receptor binding.
UCUCCGAGUCCAGCCCACCGCUCAGCUCGUUGUCAAGAGACUGCCGGUAGGUCUACAGUACCGUUGCUUGACUACCCAGACUCGUUGCUCUGGACAAACACUACGCCUUACCCACGUUUAUGUAGCGAAAGAUUGAGCAGCAGAAGAAUUUAGCGUGAAGGCUUGUACAGUAGCCUAUUUGCGGAGUGGGAUUGCAUAGAAGCGGAUGAGAGGAGUUGCAAAAAUACUUGGUUGUUUUAUUACGACAAGGAUCGAAAUGAUCGUUCUGCUUUUAUGUAUUCUGUCGGUUUUGACCGUGGUUUACUCAUGUGAUCCAGAAACACAGUACACGAAGAAUGGGGUGUGUUGCAGUAUGUGUGGGCCAGGCACCAAGAUGUUAUCCAGCCAUAGCGGUUGUUUAGAUCCACAUUGUAUGCCAUGCCAAGAGGGUGAAUACCAGCAUGCAUUCACAGACAAGAACCUCUGUAAACUGCAACCAUACUGCGACCCAAAUAAAAACUUUGAGCACAGUACCAAUAGGAACACGACAAGCCUCAGCCCAUGCAAAUGUAAGCCUGGAUACCACUGUUCCAGUGAAGAGUGCCUGACAUGUGUUCCACAUACUAAAUGCAGACCUGGAGAAGAGGUCAAAUCCAAAGGUAACCCCAUACAUGACACGGUGUGUAAGGCCUGUCCUUUAAACAUGUUCUCCAGUGACAGCUCUGCCGAGAGCAAGUGCAAGCUGUGGACGGUUUGUACGUCUGAAUUCAAAACUGAAGCCGAAGGGACAGCCACCUCAGACACGGUCUGUGUGCCAGUACCCAAUUCCUAUGGAACAAUAAUCACAAUUGUAAUGGCCUUUGUAGCUGCAGUGGUUUUGGGUGUUGUCCUGUGCAAAUUUAGAGGUCAACUCGGAGAGGCCUGCAAGAAAGCAAAUGAAUCCUGUAUGGAUUUGAAUCUUAAGAGGGGAACUAAGAGGGCUACAGCAGACGGAAAAGCAGAAGAGGGAAACGCAGGACCUGAAGAGGGGAGGGAACAACUUCAACCUAUAAUCAAAUUGGGAGAGCCACCAUCAACACCAUACCCAUCAUUGCCAGGUCCUCAAAUACCAGAGGAGGUUGAAGCUAAAGACAUGUCUGAAAAUGGACAAUUGGUGGUGCAGGAGGAGGGUAAAUCUCACCAUGUUUCUGUUUCUGAUACACAAAGUGUAUUUUAUGAAUAGCUAUAGAUCACAUGACCACCUGGCUUCACCUAUUGCUUAACAUGACAAACAACAGCCAGGUUGUGCAUUAAUUAAUACAGUAGCGGUGUGUGGGUAAAAUCACUGGGGAAGCCAAGCCAGGACAAAAGGUCAUACUACAACCUAUGUUGUGAUAGUUGCGUUGUUUGCUCUAUACCCAUUAGUUCAUACACCACCGUGAUAUACAAUAAGACAGUGACAACAAGAAGACAACAGUCACACAGUGGUGGAAUAAAUUCCGCGACACAUACGUUUUUGUUUCAUCACAAGACCGAAGAGCAACAUCUGACCCGUUGAAGUCCACAAAGCAUAUUGUAUGUAACAAACAGUUGUGUUACCUAGAGCAUGGUCAAUAAAGUUUUAUGUUUUUGACAGUUACUAAUGAGCUACUGAAUUAGAACCACAGAAUUACCUCAAGUCACUACAAAGACAACACGAACACUGUCCCCGCUAUUCCAGCACCAUUUCAACUUAAAACAUUUAAAACAUCAUCAAUCAAGGCUAUAUAUGCUUAGUUUAAUACACUGAAAACAAACUUAAAAAUACCAAAAAUAUUUUAGUCCAAUCAAUGUUGCUAAAUAUAAUUCUGGCUGUGUGCGUGUGUGUGCGCAAGUGGGAAAAAAAGAAAGUUCACUCACCCUAAUUGUAGAUUAGUUAAACGCCAAUGCCAUCCUCCUCUCUUUCAUGUUGGCAAAACGUUCUAUGGCUUUGUCAUAUAGUAUGCUUUUAGUUUUUUAUUUUCAUAGGCUACCUAGAUAAAAUGCUUGCUAUCCUUACUUCCUCACAUGGGCAACAAUGAUUGAUAUGGUUGAAUGUUCUGUAUAUUGUAAAUUGUUGUAAAAAGUAUUGGUUGCUGUAUUCUGUUAUAGAAGAUGUUCAUAAGCACACUAGAGAAUGGCUUUUUUAUUAUGUCGUUCUGUUUUAAUUACUCUCCUUUGCAUUAAACUAUCAAAAAUAAAUGCUACUGAGUUGUUCAUAAGUACAAUGCCCAUUCAAAUUUGAAAUGUCUGUUUUGUUUUUUAUUAAAAAUUUAAAAUCAA